AUGGUAUGGAGAUCGAUUGAGGUACGUGCUGCUGCAGCGAAUUUGAAUUACAUCCGCCUUGAUGGUAACAUUGGAUGCAUGGUAAAUGGUGCCGGUCUAGCAAUGGCCACUAUGGACAUCAUCAAGCUUCAUGGAGGAGAGCCGGCAAAUUUUUUGGAUGUAGGAGGGGGUGCUACAGUUGAUCAAGUUACAGAAGCAUUCAAGAUAAUCACUGCAGAUGAAAAGAAGGUACGUAAAAGUGGUUCGUUGGAAGUGGUUCGAGUAUGGCGAGUAAUCAGUAUCCAGUCGCGAGUCGUCAUGGAUCAUGAUAUCGCAUUCGCACUUGCUCCAUAUGAAUGGUAG
Cooperia oncophora is the source of this 342-nucleotide messenger RNA. The record is from the annotation of a GenBank genome assembly. Lineage: Eukaryota; Metazoa; Nematoda; Chromadorea; Rhabditida; Trichostrongylidae.